AUGGAUGCAAAUCAUUCCAUUUAUGGAUUUCUGCUUUUCUUUUUCAUUGGAUUGUAUGCUUCCUUUCAAUGCUGCGCAACUGAGAUUGGUGCAAACCAGACAGCAUGGUUGUUUGUAAAUGCUUCUCAAAUUUCAGCGAAAAUGAUACCACAGACAAUGUUUGGUAUAUCGUUCGAGGAGAUUAAUCAUUCUGGUGCCGGGGGGCUGUGGGCAGAGCUUGUCAAUAACAGAGGUUUUGAAGCCGGGGGCCAGAACACUCCAUCAAAUAUUGGUCCUUGGUCCAUCCUCGGGGACGAAUCAUUGUUAAUUGUAUCGACAGAGCGUGCUUCGUGCUUUGACAGAAAUGAAGUCGCACUUCGGAUGGAGGUGCUGUGUGAUAAGGAUGGUGAUAAUAUCUGUCCAGCCGGAGGAGUUGGUGUUUAUAACCCUGGAUUCUGGGGCAUGAAUAUUGAAGGAGGAAAGAAAUAUAAAGUUACCUUUUAUGUGCGUUCGUUGAAUCCCCUCGAUAUAUCUGUUUCAUUUAUUGGUUCAAGUGGACUGCAGACACUAGCCACAGCCAACAUCAUAGCAGCUGAUGUUUCAAACUGGACAAAGGUGGAAGUUCAAUUGGAAGCAAAAGGAACAGAUUAUAAUUCAAGAUUGCAGCUCACGACGACAAAAAAGGGUGUUAUAUGGAUCGAUCAAGUAUCAGCAAUGCCUUUGGACACCCACAAGGGACAUGGUUUUCGUAAUGAUCUUUUCGACAUGAUUGCAGAUUUGAAGCCAGGAUUUAUCAGGUUCCCAGGCGGUUCUUUCGUUGAAGGAGAAUGGCUGGUGAAUGCAUUUCGAUGGAAAGAAACAGUUGGACCAUGGGAAGAGAGACCUGGACAUUUCGGUGAUGUUUGGCAAUAUUGGACUGACGAUGGACUUGGUUAUUUUGAGUAUCUUCAACUAGCAGAGGAUUUAGGCGCAUUGCCAGUUUGGGUAUUCAAUAAUGGAAUCAGUCAUAAUGAUCAAGUCGAUACUUCCGUCAUUUUGCCUUUCGUGCAAAACAUUCUUGAUGCUAUUGAGUUUGCUAGAGGAGAUGCUGCCUCUCCAUGGGGUUCUGUUCGAGCUACAAUGGGACACCCAGAACCCUUUGAUUUGAGAUACGUUGCCAUUGGGAAUCAGGAUUGUGGGAAGAAAAAUUAUCGAGGAAAUUACCUCAAGUUUUACACUGCAAUAAAAUGCGUCUAUCCUGAUAUCAAAAUAAUCUCAAACUGUGACGGGUCUUCUAAACAAUUGGAUCACCCUGCUGAUUUAUAUGAUUUUCAUGUUUAUACAGAUGCAAAAUCUAUGUUUUCAAUGGCUCACAACUUCGAUCAUACAUCGCGUAGUGGUCCAAAGGCUUUUGUGAGCGAGUAUGAUGUAACCGGACAAGAUGCGGGUAAAGGAAGUCUUUUGAAAGCACUUGCAGAAGCUGGAUUCCUUAUAGGGCUAGAGAGGAAUAGUGAUGCUGUUGAAAUGGCGAGUAACGCACCUUUGUUUGUGAAUGCCAAUGAUCGGAGGUUCAAUGCAGAUGCAAUUGUUUUUGACUCUUCACGGAGAUAUGGAACUCCUAGUUACUGGAUGCAGCAUUUCUUCAAAGACUCGAAUGGUGCAAUUCUUCUCAAUUCCACACUGCAAGCUAAUCCCUCAAAUUCUCUUAUUUCAUCUGCUAUUUCUUGGCAAAAUGCAAAGGACAACAAGGAUUAUUUGAGGAUUAAGGUUGUGAAUUUUGGGAGCAACAGAGUAACUCUUAAUAUUUCUAUUGAUGGGUUGGAAGGGAACGCCAUACAAGAAACUGGCUCUGCAAAGACUAUAUUGACAUCUACUAAUGUGAAGGAUGAAAACUCUUUCAAUCAGCCAAAAAAGGUGGCACCAGUUACAAUCCCACUAGAAAAGGCUGGCAACGACAUGGAUGUUAUACUUCCUCCAUUUUCUUUAACUUCCCUAGAUUUGUUGAGAAACUCAAACAUUGUCCAGCUGAAGCUUGGAUUCCAAAGGAAGGUUUUGUAUUUGCAACUUUCCGCACUUACUGAGAAAGGAGUAAGAGACUCGGGAUCAUCGGAAACAGUUCCGGCACCAUCAGACAAUGUCAAAACAAGACUUAACCCUGCAUCUUAUUGCAUGAGCGGACGACAGCCAUGCACCACCUGUGUGAGUAACGAAGUGAUUGCUAAACCUGGACACUAA
Fraxinus pennsylvanica is the source of this 2193-nucleotide messenger RNA. NCBI's taxonomy places the organism in Eukaryota, Viridiplantae, Streptophyta, Magnoliopsida, Lamiales, Oleaceae. The record is from the annotation of a GenBank genome assembly.